This is a messenger RNA of Moneuplotes crassus, 1987 nucleotides long. The record is from the annotation of a GenBank genome assembly. Lineage: Eukaryota; Ciliophora; Spirotrichea; Euplotida; Euplotidae.
AAUUAUUAGCAGUAAAAAUGAAGGGAGGAUUUAACAAAAUGUUCAGAAAUUUUGCCGCCAUGAAGGGCAAAACUGAAUUUGAUAAGAGAAUGAUUAAGGGUACUUAUGGCCAUGAUACGAAGGAACCGAAAGAAAAGCAUGUCAGAUACCUAAUGGCUUGCCUCAAAGGAGCACAUUCAGAAGUAUCAGCUAGCCAAGCACUCAUGAAGCUUCUACAAAGAUUUAUUGAAAACACUGAAAAUUGGACUGUAAACUUGAAGGUUUUCAUCAUCUUACAUCGAUGUUUGCAAGAUUUUGAUUUAUCUCAAGCAGUAGCUCAGGAGCUCGGUGAAAAAUCAGAUAUUUUGACAUACUACAAAAAGAAGCCAAACGAUAAUACUUACGAAGGAAAGAUGAAGCUCCUUAUAUCUCAGCUGUAUUGAGCUUAUCUAAAAUUCCUGAUCAAAUUUAUGAGAAAAUCCAAGGUACUCUCUAUCAGAAUUUCAGAAGUAACCAGGCAGAUCAAGAAAAUGAAAAAUAAAGAUCUGUUCGCAACUUAUGAGAGCUUUGACAAUAUGAUUACCCAGAUUAUCCAGAUGUUCGAAAACAAUGAUUUCUGCAGAAAGUAUAGGGCUCACCAAAACUUCAUAUACAUGGUCUUCCUGGACUUGGUAAAAAUUUACAAUGUCUUCUACAUAAUGACAAUGGAGACACUUGACAGGUACAAGAAAAUGAGUUCAGCAGAGAUGAACAAGGCCUUGAUCCUCUACAAGAACUUCUGUAGUUUCACUGAUACUCUCAAGAAGGAGGCGAAUACGAUCCCUAUGUUAUUCGGGUUCUCCUUCAAAGAGCCGAACUAUUACAAGCCUGACCCGAAGAAGGAAAGAGCUAUGAAGAAUGCACUAAAAGAUAAAGAAGCCGGAGGUGAUGGCUUCGUUGACGAUGAUGACGACUUUGCAGAAGAAAUGCCUGACUUUGAAGAUCAAGAAAAGGGAGAAUUUGAUGAGUACAAGGAAGAAGAUGAAGAAGACUCCGAUGAUGACUACCAAUUUGAUAUCCUAGGAGAUAUUAAAAAGCAAGAGCAGAUGGCAUCAGUUAGUGGCGGAAAAAUUUCGAGGAAAAGUACCGGAAUGAACAAAAAGGAUAAGAUUCAGAUAGAUGAUUUUAAUACAGCUGCACUAGAUGAUUUGUUAGGAGGAGAGGCGCCUCCUCCAAAAAGAUCUGAGACAAUGGUAUCAUCUUCUAAGAAUGAAGAGGAAUGGGACCCAUUUGCUAAUAAAGACUCAAAUGUGUACAAUGAUAGCAAUCAAGCACAUUCUACUCAACAGCCAAGAGGAUCAGAUGGGAACAUUUUUGGUGAUGAAGAUAAUGAUAUGUGGUCAGGAAAUCAACCGACUUCUAGUGAACCAAUCUCCAAGCAAGAUCAAAAGCAAGCAUUAGAAGAUAUUUUGGGAGGAGAUGACUUUGGGGGAUCAUCUGGUCAAACUCCAGCUGAUUCAACUGGAGGAGGAAGCGAUUUUAAUAUGUUAAAGAACCUAUACAAUACUGCUACUGCACCUCAAAAUCAGACUUCUAUGGGUGGAGCUCAGCCUGGAUACUAUAAUACAAGUAUGGGAGCUGGAUCUGGCGGUUACACUGAUAACUCAAUGGGUUACAAUAAUAUGGGUGGUGGCUACGGAGGAGGUGGCUACCAACAAUACAAUACCGGAGGAAUGAGUGGAGGCUAUGGAGGCCAGCAGCAAUACAGUACUGGAUACGGUGGAGGCUACAAUGAUGGUUCUUCAGGGUAUAACAAUUAUGGAGGACAGCAACAAUACAAUACAGGGUAUGGUGGCGGAGGCUACGGUGUAGGAGGUGGCUAUGGUACAGGAGGAUAUCAAGAAAAUCCCCAAUACACAGGAACGGGAGGAGGAUAUGGUACAUCAGCUCCAGCAACGCAAUCGAACCAAGAUAACAAUUUUGAUCCUUUCGCCUAAUUGAUUUUGAGCUAAAUAAUUAUCAUCCUGAA